AAUUUCUUUCUUGUUUAUUUCUUUCAGUUUUCUAAUCACUAACAUGGCUGAUAAAAAUAUGAAAGUGGACUACAUAGCUGAUGACUUGAAGAGGAAGACAACAUUCAACAAAAGGAAGCAUGGUAUAACUAAGAAGAUUAAUGAAAUCACCACCCUCUGUGGAAUUGAUGCAUGUGGUAUAAUCUAUGAUGAAAACAAUGAUGGAGCAACAGUUUAUCCAUCAAAAAAAGGAGUCCAAAUGGUGUUGGACAAGUUUAAGAGUUUUCCUGAAUCGGAACAAAGAAAAGGAAUGCUGGAUCAUGAGGGCUUUUUGAGCCAAUCCAUAAUGAAAUCCAAAGAGAAGUUAAAGAAACUAAAGGGCAAGUCCAAGAAGAAGAAAAUGAAUGAUCUACUUGGUGAAUUCAUUUAUACGGGUGAAUUUGAUGGAAAUGUGAGCGAGAGUGAUCUCGAAGAUCUAUCGUCGCUUAUUGGUGAUUACCGAAAAGAAAUCGACGAGAGGAUCGAAUCAAGUCAAACCUGAACCCAAGCCUAACAUGGAUUGGAAAUGGGGUUGAU
Medicago truncatula (barrel medic) is the source of this 555-nucleotide messenger RNA. Its product is annotated as agamous-like MADS-box protein AGL80. The record is from RefSeq and is a predicted model, not a curated record. Gene Ontology annotation, molecular function: RNA polymerase II cis-regulatory region sequence-specific DNA binding; DNA-binding transcription factor activity, RNA polymerase II-specific; protein dimerization activity. The coding region runs from base 44 to 520 and encodes 158 amino acids. Gene Ontology annotation, biological process: positive regulation of transcription by RNA polymerase II. The transcript has 2 exons. Lineage: Eukaryota; Viridiplantae; Streptophyta; Magnoliopsida; Fabales; Fabaceae.